Molecule: messenger RNA, 7492 nt
Organism: Syngnathus typhle (broad-nosed pipefish)
Lineage: Eukaryota; Metazoa; Chordata; Actinopteri; Syngnathiformes; Syngnathidae
Gene: ccdc88ab
Product: coiled-coil domain containing 88Ab
Exons: 37
Coding region: 420-6047 (1875 amino acids)
Biological process (GO): cytoplasmic microtubule organization; cytoskeleton-dependent intracellular transport
Cellular component (GO): cytoplasm; centrosome
Molecular function (GO): microtubule binding; dynein light intermediate chain binding
Source: RefSeq, a predicted model, not a curated record
CAGUCUCAUUAUUGACCAGGGAAUGAAUGGAGAGCCACGUACUUUUUUCAGCACCGAAGGACUGCUGUUUGGAAUCUAAAAAAAAGGCUGGAUUAUAUACACCUCUUUUUAAUUUCACAUCUAUUUUAAAAGGUUGUAUUUAAUCUUGCAUCCCAGGAUCUAGCCGCCUUUCUUGAAAGCUGCUGGUUUGGAAAUGGCUUCGGGAGAACAGCUGGUUCGUGUCGAGACAUUUGUGGAAUAACCUUUAUUUUUUUCUCUACCCCCCCCCCCCCCCCCUUCCUAUCCAACUUCCGCCGAAAUGCGCCUCUUUUUAAACCACUCAACCACAUGAGUGGAGUCUAAAGCAACUACACUUCCCAUACACAUCCCUCCCUCCUCAUUUUCAUUCCAUCUUCUGCAAUCAACGAGCUGGUAAAAAUAUGGAAAGUCAGGUUUUUAGCCCCCUGCUGGAGCACUUCAUGCUGUCACCGCUGGUCUGCUGGGUGAAGACGGUGGGGAAGCCCACAGUGACAGAUGGCAGCAAACUGUCAGAAUAUGUCCAUUUGGUGGAUGGAGUUUACCUCAAUGAGGUCAUGCUGGAGAUAAAUCCCAAGGCCACAGUGCAGAGGACCAACAAGAAGGUGAACAAUGACCCCACGCUGCGCAUCCAGAACCUUUCCAUUCUCAUCAGGCAGAUCAAAGCCUACUAUCAGGAGACACUCCAGCAGCUGGUGAUGAUGCCCCUACCCAAUGUGUUGGUCCUGGGCCGGAACCCUCUCACCGAGCGAGGUCUGGAGGAGAUGAAGAAACUACUGCUGCUGCUUCUAGGCUGUGCUGUUCAGUGUGAGAAAAAGGAAGAUUACAUCGAACGCAUCCAGACUCUGGAUUUCCACACCAAAGCUGCCAUCGCAUCCCACAUCCAAGAGGUGACCCACAACCAGGAGAACGUAGUGGACCUGCAGUGGCUGGAAAGCGGGGAUGUGCCCGCCGAGGACCUGGCGAGCCUGUCCCGGAACCUGGCCUUUCAUCUCAAACACGUGGUGGACGACAGAGACGCCCAGCUGGAGACUAUUGUGGAGCUGACCCAAGAGAGGGACUGUAUUCAGCUGUCCCCGCUGGGUGGCGGUCCGGCCCAGUCACCCAACGGCUCCCCGAGCAUGAGGAGGACGGAAAGCCGGCAGCACCUCUCCGUGGAGCUGGCUGAUGCCAAGGCCAAGAUUAGACGUCUGCGCCAGGAAUUGGAAGAGAAGAGCGAGCAGCUUCUGGACACACGGCAGGAUCUGGAGAACAUGGAAGUAGAGCUCAAGAGGAUCCAGCAAGAGAGCUACCAACUUCUGUCAGACGCGCGCUCGGCCCGGGCGUACCGCGACGAGUUGGACGCCCUCCGGGAGAAAGCCGUCCGCGUGGACAAGCUGGAGAGCGAAGUGUGCCGCUACAAGGAGAGACUCCACGACAUCGAGUUCUACAAGGCGAGAGUGGAGGAGUUGAAGGAGGACAAUCAGGUCCUGCUGGAAACCAAAACUAUGCUGGAGGAGCAGCUGGAUGCCAGCAGGAGCCGAUCUGACAAACUGCACCUCCUGGAGAAAGAGAAUCUGCAGUUGAAAUCCAAAAUCCACGAUCUGGACAUGGAGCGAGAUUUAGAUCGCAAGCGAAUGGAGGAGCUGUUGGAGGAAAACCUGGUGCUGGAAAUGGCCCAGAAACAAAGCAUGGAUGAGUCCUUACACCUGGGCUGGGAGCUGGAGCAACUAUCCAAAACUCCAGAGCUGACUGAGGUCCCUCAGAAGUCCCUCGGCGAAGAAGUUAACGAGCUGACCUCCAGUCGUCUGCUCAAGCUGGAGAAGGACAACCAGACGCUUCUGAAGACGGUGGAGGAACUCCGAGGAGGCGCCGGAUCAGACUCGGUGGCCAAACUGGGCAAAGUCAGCCAGGAGAACCAGAAACUCGUGCAGAGACUGGAGCAUCUGGAAAGCGAACUAGCGACCGAGAAAGAAUCUCUCCGCUGCGCCGAAUCUCUGAGCACGGACCUGAUGAAGGAGAAGGCCUUACUGGAAAAGACACUGGAAACGUUGCGGGAAAACUCCGAGAGACAGCUUAAAGGUCUGGAGCAGGAGAACAAGCACCUCGGCCAGACGGUGUCGUCCCUGCGCCAGCGCAGCCAGGUCGGCGCCGAAGCUCGCGUCAAAGACGUGGAGAAGGAGAACCGCAUCCUCCACGAGUCCAUCUGCGAGACCACGGGCAAGCUCAACAAGAUGGAAUUUGAGCGCAAACAGCUGAGGAAAGAAGUGGAGGCCUUGAAAGAGAAAGGCGAGAGAGCGGAGGAGUUAGAGAUUCUGAUGCAGAAGCUGGAGCGGGACAAUGAGAGUCUGCAGAAGAAAGUGGCCAGUCUGGGAAUUACCUGCGAGAAGGUGUCAGCAUUGGAGAAGGAGAACACCGACCUGGAGGCGGAGAGCCGACGCCUCAAGAAGAAGCUGGACGGUCUGAAGAACAUGGCCUUCCAACUGGAGGCGCUAGAGAAGGAGAACUCGCAGCUGGAGCAGGAGAACCUGGAGGUGCGCCGUUCGGCCGAGAGCUUCCGCUCGGCCGGGGCCAAGGCCGUUCAGCUGGAGGCCGAGAACAGGGAGCUGGAGAGCGAGAGGAGCCAGCUGAAGCGGAGCCUGGAGCUCCUCAAGGCCACUUCCAAGAAGACGGAGAGAUUAGAGGUGAGCUACCAGGGCCUGGAUACAGAAAACCAGCGCUUGCAGAAGGCGUUAGAGAACAGCAGCAAAAAGAUCCAGCAGCUGGAAGCUGAGCUGCAGGAGGUGGAAUCCGAGAACCAAACCCUCCAACGCAACCUGGAGGAACUCAAGAUCUCCAGCAAGCGCCUGGAGCAGCUGGAGCAAGAGAACAAGACAUUAGAGCAGGAGAGCUCUCAACUGGAAAAGGACAAGAAGCUCCUGGAGAAGGAGAACAAGCGACUGAGGCAGCAGGCCGAGAUCCGCGACUCCAAGCUGGACGACAGCAACCAGCGGAUUUCCUCCCUGGAGAAGGAGAACCGCACCAUGGGCAAGGAGAUGAUCUUUUUCCGGGACUCGUGCACACGGGUCAAAGACCUGGAGAAGGAGAACAAGGAACUGGUCAAACAAGGCACCAUUGAUAAGAGGACCCUCAUCACACUCAGAGAGGAGUUGGUAAGCGAGAAGCUGCGCACUCAGCAGAUCAACAACGACCUGGAGAAACUGACGCACGAGCUGGAAAAGAUCGGACUGAACAAGGAGAGACUGCUGCUCGACGAGGACUCCGACGACAGGUUUAAGCUCCUUGAAAGCAAACUGGAGUCAACGCUGAAGUCCUCGUUGGAGAUCAAGGAGGAAAAGAUCGCCGCCCUGGAGGCCAGGCUGCAGGAGUCGUCCAACCUGAACCAGCAGCUUCGCCAGGAACUCAAAACUGUGAAAAAGAACUACGAGGCGCUGCGUCAAAGGGAGGAGGAGGAGAGGAUGGUGCAGAGCUCGCCCCCUAGAGGUGUGGAGGACACCCAGGCUGUCAGCAAAUGGGAAAAGGAGAGCCACGAGGCCACCAGGGAGCUACUCAAGGUCAAGGACAGGCUCAUCGAGGUGGAGAGGAAUAACGCCACGCUGCAGGCAGAGAAGGCGGCGCUGAGGAGCCAGCUCAAGCAACUGGAGACGCAGAGUUCCAACCUGCAGGCUCAGAUCGUGGCCGUGCAGAGACAGACCGCCUCUCUGCAGGAGAAUAACACCACGCUGCAGACCCAAAACGCCAAGCUGCAGGUGGAGAACUCCACGCUGAGCUCGCAGAGCGCCGCCCUCAUGGCGCAGAACGCUCAGCUGCAGGGCCAGCAAAGCAGCGCGGAAGGCGAGCGUGAGGGGGCGUUGCGGGAGAAGGAGGAGCUCCGGUCCACGUACGAGCUGCUGCUGCGCGACCACGAGAAACUGGCGGCGCUCCACGAGAGGCAGGCGUCCGAGUACGAGGCGCUCAUCGGCAAACACGGCGGCCUGAAGAGCUCCCAUAAAAGUCUGGAGCAGCAGCAUCGGGACCUGGAGGACAAGUACAAGCAGCUCCUGCAGAGGAAAGGAGAUCUGGAGGAGCUGGAGAAGAAUCUGAAGGAGCAACAAGACAAAAUGUCCUUAGAGAAUCAGGACCACCGAGAUACUGCCGAUCAGUGCAAACUGCUCAAAGAGGAAAACGACAGACUGAACACGACCUACCGCCAACUACAGAAGGACAACGAGAACCUCCAGCUGGACCACAAGAGCAUCAAGAGUCAGCUAAACGGCGCCAAGUUGGAGCAGACCAGGCUGGAAGCCGAGUUCUCCAAGCUGAAGGAGCAGUACCAGCAGCUGGACAUCACCUCCACCAAACUCACCAACCAGUGCGAGCUGCUGAGUCAGCUGAAGGGCAACCUGGAGGAGGAGAACCGACACCUGCUGGACCAGAUCCAGACUCUGAUGCUGCAGAACCGCACUCUGCUAGAGCAGACCAUGGAGAGCAAAGACCUCUUCCAUGUGGAGCAGAGACAAUACAUUGACAAGUUGAAUGAACUGAGGAGGCAGAAGGAGAAGCUGGAGGAGAAGAUUAUGGACCAGUACAAGUUCUAUGAUCCUUCACCUCCACGCAGGCGCGGCAACUGGAUCACGCUUAAAAUGAAAAAGCUCAUCAAGCCCAAAAGCCGUGAGAGGAUGCGCUCCCUCACCCUGACGCCGUCCCGCUCAGAGUGCGGCGACGCCUUCCUGUCCUUCCCUGCCGCCGACAGCCAGGACAGCUCUUCGGUCGGCUCCGGGUCCAAUUCGCUGGACGACACGCUCACGCACAGCAGGAGUAGCAGGAGGCGAGGCCAACGGUGCCUUGCCCAAGGGCAGGGCUCCACCAACGCUUUAAAAAGGUUGCCUUUCAUGAGGAACAGAUCCAAGGACAAAGACAAGGUCAAGGCCAUCUACCGGCGCUCCAUGUCUAUGAACGACCUUCUCCAGACCAUGACGGUGGCCGGCGGUCCGGGCGCCAACUGGGCGGGCAGCACGGAGAAUCUGGACGGCGGCGGCGAGGCCGGCGACGCGGGCGCCGGGCGGCGAGCAGGCGGCGGCCAGCGUAUGAAAGAGCUGGCCUUCUCCACCAACGCCAUCGACUGCGCCGCCCUCACGCUGCCCUCCUCCUCCCACAGGCGGGCCCCCCACCGGCUCCACGUCAAAGACAACGCUUCUUGCGAGGAUGUCGCCGGCUCCUCGGAUGAUCCAAAGAGUCAAGCUUCCAGACCCCCCAGUCUCCAUAGCAACAGGACCCUCAGUAGUAAUAGUAACAAUAACUCCCAGCUCACCUCUCCCCUGGAGGGAAAAGGCACGAUAAACGGUAGCGCCAGUCGUCCUCACAGCGAGAGCAGCGGCGAGUUCAGCUUGAGUUUGGAGCAAGAGGCCUGGUCCAGCAGCGGCAGCAGCCCCGUCCAGCAACCAUUGUCGUCGCGUUCGUCCCAUCAGAGCCCCGGGCCCACGCGGCACUCCCUCGAACCGGCCCCCGCCGCCACGCCCGGGCAGAUCAGGAAAACGGCAUCCCCAGGCAGCGAGGUGCUUUCUCUGCAGCAGUUCCUGGAUGAGGGAAUCGACCCUGCCGAGUCGGGCAGUCAAGAAAACCUCACCGUGGACUCCCCCCGCCUCCCCGUUUCUUCCGAGCGUGCUCAGAAGGAGCGACCCACCACCCGGGGCCGCGGCAUCCUGCGCUCCUCAAGCGGGAAAGCGGCGCCGGUCUCCGCCGACCGCCCGCCGCGCUCCUCGGGCCAGCCCGGGCGCCCCAGCCUGCGCAAGGCGGAGAGCACCCGAGUGAGGGGCUCCGUCCGCCCUGGCCUGUCCGUCCAGACUCGGGCCACGUCGGUGUCUGAGCGCCUGGACCGGGCCUCUGGGUCGGCGGCCACCUUGCCCCGCGCCAGUAGCGUCAUCUCCACAGCCGAAGGCAGUUCGCGACGCACCAGUAUCCACGACUUGCUCUCCAAGGACAACCGGCAGCCCGUUUCUGUCGACGGGGUCCAAGCCCCGCCCGAACCCAAUGUGGAGGGCAGAAAGUCAAAAAGCAGAAGUGGCGAGUGCUAAGCCCCACCCACGCGUGGUGAGUGAGCGAGCGAGCGAGCGCGUGCUCGGAUGGGAGGGAAGGUGGGGUGCUUGUUGCCAUGGGAACCUCACACGUGAUGUAACCGGUGUCUCCCAUCUUCCCCGCAAACCACCCUUUAAUUUUUUUGCUUGUCUGCCUCCUUGUUGCCAUGACAACGCAUGUAGUUCCCGGCUGGCUACUACUUCCUGCUUCCUGUCUUUUCCUGCUGUUCCCAUCAACUUCUCACUUUUUCCUGUGUCUUACCAAUACUGAGUUUUCCCAAAACUUUAACCCCUUGACCUGAUUUAAUUUGUGAGAGAUGAUGAACUUUACUCUCAUGUUGUUUCUAACCUGCUCUCUCUCCAUCUUCCCACUUUUGUUCUUCUUCUCCAUCUUCUUGGCUUGCCGGGGACUCGCUAGGUGGUCUUGGAGGUGUGAAGCCUGGUAGACAGACGGCAAGGAAAAACGAUUGUAAAAUCCCACCAUUUUGUUUAGUUCCCUCCCAGCCCGUUUAUGGAGAAAAUGGCUUCCUUCUGUUUUGUUUUUCUUCCUUGAAUCAAGGAAACAGACGAAGAUGCGCCCAGUUUUUGUAAAAAAAGGAACAAAUUCUCUUCCGUUGUGAUGUGCACUACUUUGUAAAGACAAUUCACGUGCUAAAUCACAGACCCCCCCCCAUCACCUUAACGGAUAAGUCUUAUGUGAAUUUAAAUCAAGGAUGGAAGCAUACAAGCGAACAGAGGACCAAUCAAAACACUUCUUGUUGGGAUUUUGGGACAAGCCAUGAGAAUUUGUGUGCGCGCAGUGAAUCUGAAAAGUCUACACACCUCUGCUUAAAUGCCAUUUUUUUGUGAUGUAAAAGAAAUAAGACUGAGAUAAAUAAUUUCUGGACAACUCAACUGAAAAAUGUGCUUGCACAAAUGUGCACACCCUCAUGCAAGUGGGAUGGGGCUGUGUUCCAAAUGAACCAAUCAUAUUCAAAUUCAGUUAAUUAAGUCAGCACACUCCUGCCACCAUUUGAAGUGCCUCUGAUUGAUCACAACUAACCGUGAGAUGUUCUAACGGGCCUUUCCUGACAUUUUUGUAGUCAAGUUAUACAGCACAAGCCAUAGUCUGCAGUUUGUUAGUCUAUUAUUAUUAUUUUUAGAGCUAACUUGUUCUCUUCACAAUGAGCCUGAUAUUUGACCAUGGGUGUGUAGACUCUACUUUGGACUGUGUGUUAAGGACACUUCCACAAUAAUGUACCAUCUUAAUGAUCACUACAUUAAUUUCAUAGUAGUUUUUUUGUCAUCUUGCACUCUGGAAGACCUUGCUAUAAGCACACGUAUACACGACAUAUAAACAUUCUGUGAACCAUGUGGGUUGUUGCUAUGGCGAUGAUGAGUUUCCCUCCUUUUCCACUUUUACAUAAACCCAUUUGAUGUAAUUAAAAUUCAUCAAUUAAGAGAAA